Molecule: messenger RNA, 3093 nt
Organism: Paraglomus brasilianum
Lineage: Eukaryota; Fungi; Glomeromycota; Glomeromycetes; Paraglomerales; Paraglomeraceae
Source: the annotation of a GenBank genome assembly
AUGCCUGAAGUUCGCGCACAGCCAAUACGACGAAGCUCCGACGCAUCCUCUUCGUCACGUACCUCGCAUACUACGAAAGCAACACGCCGCGUCUCCGAUGUUUCCUCUUCUUCGUCACGUCCUUCGCUCACUACGAGACGAAUCUCGGACGUCUCUUCCUCCUCCUCUGCCUCUGUUCCAUCUCGACGUACUCGCGACACGAAUCAGCGAAUUCGAAAAGUAGUCCCAACUUCGUCCGCUCAACCGCGUCAAUCUACUCAACAAAGCUCAAGCACUCGCUCACGAGCGCAUGCUAAUCCACUAGAGCUAUUAAAAAAGUCUGUCGCCGAUAUAUUUGAUGAUGUUCAAAAGUCAGCUGUAUUACAUAGAAAGAACGCUCUUGCUUUGCGAAAGAUACAGGAACGAUGUUCUAUAAAUCCAUCAAUUGGGGAACAGGCCUUUAACAAGACAAUCCUGGAUAUGGUUCAAAAAAUCUUGAGUGUCAAGAAGAAGGAACCUUGUGUUGAUAGAACAGUUAAAUUUCUUGGAGCUUUCAUUCAGUAUACGUCUGAGAAAGAUGCAAAAGACAAUGACUCUGUUAAUAGUGACGAUGAAGGGACUUUAUCAUCCCGCUUAGUGCAAGAGCUAGCCAAAUAUUUACUAAAGGGCAUUGAAGCAAAAGAGAGGCUAAUACGAUUACGCAUUUGCCAAUUGCUUGGUCAUUGUGCUUAUGCUCUUGAUUCGAUCAAUGAUUCAUUGUAUAAUAAGAUGCGAAAGAAGUUGGCAGAUCGUAUACACGACAAAGAUACUGGUGUUAGAGUUCAGGCUGUUGUAGCACUGUCCAAGUUUCAGGCAGGAUGUGACGUCGAAAAUGGUGACAGUCGUGAAAUAACUGACAAAUUACUCGAUGUGCUGCAAUAUGACCCAAACGCGGAAGUUCGUCGUGCAGUAUUGACACACAUAGAUUAUAACGAAAACACAAUGCCAAAAGUUCUUGAACGCGCACAUGACACGGACACAACUAUUCGGAAAUAUGUGUUCAGUAAAUCUCUAGACGAACUUGAGGAUUUUCGUUUCUUAUCUAUUGAAGAACGAGAACAAGUAUUACGGUGGGGAUUGAGUGACAGAGAUAAAAACGUAAAGAACGCGUGCUCUAACUUAUUGACCUCAAAUUGGAUCACGCAAACAAAUGACAACAUAUUUGAGCUUGUUGGACGAUUAGACGUGAUCAAUAGUGUUGUUGCCAAGGAUGUAGUCAUGGAACUUUUGAGAAAUAGGCGGGAUCUUGCGGAGAAAAUAGUAUUUGAUGAUGAGUUUUGGGACAAUUUGACCGUUGAAAGAGCUUUCCUUGCGCGCGUGUUCUGUGAAUAUUUGAAGGAGGAUGAAAACCAACUUGGUGAAAAAAUGCCUGAAGUUACGCGUCUUGCUUUAUGUAUACAAAACUAUAAUAAUCUGCUGAGCCAGUCACUUGAUGAUGAAGAUACAACCGUGAAGUACGAAUUUAUGCUUGAACAGUUACUGAUAAUUGCGACGAUGCUAGAUUAUGGCGACGAGGGUGGACGUCGCCAAAUGAAUAAUUUAUUGCGCGAGAUGUUGAUGUGUGAUAUUACUGAUAGUUUUAUCGAUCAUAUUGUGGAAACCAUGAGAAAGAUGGCUAUUGACGAGCGAGACUUCAACCGUGUUAUGAUUGAGAUAAUUUCAGAUAUAAGAGAAGGAUAUGAUAAUGAGACAGACAACUUUGCUGAAGAUAGGUCAAGAAUGACUUUAGACGAUGAUGUGGCAUCUAUAAGAUCAAGAUUAUCGCGUUCAAGCAUCCACAUGGCGGAAAAUAUAAAUGAGGAUGAAGAUGACGCAGACAAGGAAAUUCAAUCAAUGGAGGCUGAUCUGAAAUCUUUAGCAAUUAUGAAAUGUAUGCUUGAAAUAAACCAACAGCAAAUGGACGACACAUCACCGGUGUUUGCUUUAUUGAGGAAUCUUGUCGUACCUAGCAUCCAAUGUCCCGAGCCAGUAUUACGUGAAAUGGGGAUGCACUGUCUUGGUCUCACUUGUCUCCAGAAUCUGGCAAGUAAUCUUGUCGCUAUCGAGAACCUCGACCUGUUUUUAUACUGCUCUCAGAAUGGUCCUGAUGAGUUGAAAAUCAAGUGCCUCAUGAUUUUAUUCGAUAUAAUCCGUGUAUUUGGCUAUAAUAGAAUUGUUGAGAGAAGUGGAAAGGCGGAUGAGUUUUGUAAACUCUGGAAAACGUCUUUAGAUCAUGAUCUUCCAGAAAUGCGAGCAGUAGCGGUUGAAGGGAUGUCAAAAUUACUUCUGACUAGAUCAUGGGAAGACAAAGAGACCCUCCGUAAGCUUGUAUAUCUGUAUUUUGAUCCAAAUACAGCAAGUAAUAACAGGCUACGGCAGUGCUUGAGCUAUUUUUUGCCUGUAUAUUGUCACUCAUCUCCGAAGAACCAAAAAAUAAUGUGUGAGAACUUUCCUUCGUGUCUCGCGGAGCUAAUCAAGACACAUAAACUGCUCAGCAAGCAUUAUGACAUGGUGCCACCCCUUCAGAUUGCUCAGCAGAUGAUAGAAUGGACCGAUCCACACAAACUUGUUACAACUGGACGUGAUAAUGAAGUCAUCGACUUAGGAAUUCAGGCGGACGUUGCAAUUGGCGUAUUGAAACUUGUGUAUACCGAAACAAACAAGGAAGUGAGAAAAGUACUCUCCCAAGUGUUAACAAAGUUCCGCAUCGACGAGCACGUUGGUCGAGCAAGAAUCAAGCAACUUACCCUGCUUGCUGGAAACUUGAAAACAAGACGACCAUUGAAAGAAUCUGUCGGAAAGAAUGCAUUAAAUAAAUUUGAGAAAACACUUUUACAAUAUUUUUCUGAUAGUCCUGAAUCGCUAGCUGAAGAAGAACUGGCACAUAUUGAAGAAAUUAAGAUAUUUGUUGAGAGCUUUGAGGACGAGGAAGACGAUGAUGAAGAUGAUGAACGACUAAUGGUGGACUUGCCUGUACGAUCGACUCGCUCAAGAGAGUCGAAAGCAGCAGCGUUGGCAAAUUUACAUCGGGAGAUUGACGCAAUGCUGGAUUCAAGCUCAGAAGGCGAAGAUUCACCAAGUGAGAGAGAGGAGUAA